AACCACUCCCUAAACAGCAUAUCUAUAUCAUAGUUCAAAGUGUCUAGGUCUAUGAUAAAAAAAACCCAAGCCUUAUAAUGGAUUUCCAAAUCUUUCCAUAAUAAGUGCGAGAGAUUGGUAAGACAGACUGCAUAGACAAAAUAGUAGCAGCUCCAGCUUAGAGCACAGAAACUUGUUCUUCCCACUUGCACUUUUUUGUAUGCUAGUAAAUUUCAGCAGUUUGUAAAUCCUGCUGUUCCUAAAAGGAUGGAAAAACUGUGUCUUGUACAAAACACCACCUAAGACAAUCAAUUGCCUCCCAACUUUGAGGGGGUAAAUGUUGAAGAGCAGGAAAACUGGCCAUCAAAGAACAGAAACAGCUUAAAUGGUCUCUGAUCGUGGAAAAGGCUCUUGCACAGCAACUAAUUAUUUGUUUGUGUUACAGAAAGCAAUAGACCUUGCUAGCAAGGCAGCACAAGAAGAUAAAGCAGGAAACUAUGAGGAAGCCUUCCGCUUGUACCAACAUGCUGUGCAGUAUUUUCUCCAUGUUGUUAAAUAUGAAGCACAGGGUGAUAAAGCAAAACAAAGCAUUAGAGCAAAAUGUACAGAAUACUUGGACCGAGCAGAAAAGCUGAAAGAAUAUCUGAAAAAGAGAGAAAAAACUGCACCAAAACCAGUUAAAGAAUCUGGUCCUGCUGAAGGAAAAGGCAAUGACAGUGAUGGAGAAGGGGAAUCAGAGGACCCUGAAAAAAAGAAGCUACAGAAUCAACUUCAGGGAGCAAUUGUUAUGGAGCGACCAAAUGUCAAAUGGAGUGAUGUUGCUGGCCUUGAAGGUGCCAAAGAGGCACUUAAAGAAGCAGUCAUCCUUCCCAUUAAAUUUCCACACCUGUUUACAGGCAAGAGAACACCCUGGAGAGGCAUUCUCCUGUUUGGACCACCAGGAACAGGAAAGUCUUAUUUAGCAAAAGCUGUGGCGACAGAAGCAAACAACUCCACCUUCUUCUCAGUAUCUUCGUCUGACCUUGUCUCAAAAUGGCUAGGUGAAAGUGAAAAAUUAGUGAAAAACUUGUUCCAGCUUGCCAGAGAAAACAAACCUUCUAUCAUCUUCAUUGAUGAGAUAGAUUCCCUCUGCGGGUCAAGAAGUGAAAAUGAAAGCGAGGCUGCUAGACGGAUAAAAACAGAGUUUCUAGUCCAGAUGCAAGGGGUUGGUGUUGACAAUGAAGGAAUCUUGGUCUUAGGAGCAACAAACAUACCCUGGGUUUUGGAUUCUGCUAUCAGGAGAAGGUUUGAGAAGCGUAUUUAUAUUCCUUUACCUGAAGACCAUGCCAGGGCUGCAAUGUUCAAACUUCACCUUGGGUCAACUCCAAAUGAGCUAAAAGAGUCAGAUUAUCGAGAGCUUGGGAAAAGAACUGAGGGCUAUUCUGGUGCAGAUAUAAGCAUCAUUGUCCGUGAUGCACUGAUGCAGCCUGUUAGAAAAGUGCAAUCAGCAACUCACUUUAAAAAAGUAAAAGGACCAUCAGUGUCUAAUCCAAAUACCAUGGUAGAUUUAUUCACCCCUUGCUCUCCAGGUGAUGCUGAUGCAAUAGAAAUGACAUGGAUGGAGGUCCCAGGUGAUAAAUUACUGGAGCCUAAAGUUUCCAUGACGGAUAUGCUCAGGUCGCUUGCUAGCACAAAACCAACAGUUAAUGAGCAGGACCUGGAGAAGCUGAGGAAGUUUACAGAAGACUUUGGUCAGGAAGGCUAAACCAAAGAUGUGUGUGAAGCAUUAGAACUUUCUUUUUCAUUUUAAAGUAUUCUUGUGUCUUUAUUGAUGGCACUUCAAAUAAAUACCAAUAAAAUCAUCCCUUUCUUACUUUGCAGAAGGAAUAGAAGAUACCUUUGCAAAGACCCUUAAGCUUUUGUAUUGUAUUGUUUUCCUCAAAUGUCUAUUAAAUGUCUUCUAUUGAAAAAUAAUGCAAAAAUGCAAUUUUAAGGUGAGACAGAAAAGUGAUGUGGUAAUGUCUAAUAAAUCCUAGAAAGCUUUAAAUUACUAGUUCCAUUUUAGGUAGUAAAUUAGACCUGGAUACCAGUGAGUUUACUUACUUCCAGUAAGGUCAAAAACCUUUUAAGGGAUGGGAGAAAACGUAUUUGUCAGGUGAUUUCAGUAUCAGUCAAUCAGCAUACAUAUUAAUUGCUUUCAUUUCAUUUAGGAAAAUGCAACAAAAUUUUCUAAUCAACCCUACUGCAACUGUGGGUUUGCUGUUAAAGUAAGAAAGAAGACACUGUGAGGAUAAGACUACAUGGGCCAGUACUUUGAUUAAAUAUUGAUGGACUUGUUAUUUGGCUUUUUUCUGCUAUGCUGUGUUAAAAUUUUGCCUUAAGCAGUGAGAUUUUGUUUUUAACUCUUUACUAGCUGGUACACACUGUCACUAUGCAAUUUAACACAAGUUUGUUAAAUGCAGGUAACUCAGAAGGUGUUUUGCUGGCUGUUCUUGCAGGGGUUGCUUUAUUUGAUGUUUUGGUUUUUAAAAUCUGGAUUCUCUUCCUGGUGAAGUUUUGACUAAAGUUAGAAAAAAGCAUUAGUAAUGUCCUCUAAGAUCCCAUGUGUUGAGGCUGGCAAAAGGUAUAUGUAGUCUUGGGAGAAUGUAUGGGAGGCAUUUUGGGAAAUAGCAUACUUUCACAUGCAAGGAGAUUAGAAAAGAUGUUUUAGCCACAGCCCUUCCAGUGAUAAAUUAACCCAGAACCCCACUGGUAACUGUAGCAUAUAUGUUACAUCAAUUUAGUGCUUUAACUGGGAGAGAAGGCUGGCAGUUUAGUAUAAAAGUAGCACUUCCAUUGCUCUUUUUCUGCAGAACUGCAAAUGGAGAUGUGCCUGAAUGUAACUUAGAACACUACAGCAUCAGCAUUGAGUUUGUGCCUUGUAAGUUUGCACUGGCUGUAGAUAUGAAACACCAUUAGGAUAUCUAGAAUACUCUAUCUUCCAUUAUCAUUGUACAACUCUAUCCUGCAAAUGUUUUGUUUAACUUGCAUUAAAAAAAAUUUGCACAUUUUAGGUGUGUAUGUUCUAUGUACAUAUGCACAAAUAUGAUCAUCUUUUGAUGGGGUUUGGUUUCUUUUAUGUACAUAUUUUGUGUACCUUAUAAAUCAUAGGAUGGGUGACAUUUUCUGUACUUAAAUGAAGUAAAAUGUUGUAGUACGACAUCA
Molecule: messenger RNA, 3162 nt
Organism: Sturnus vulgaris (Common starling)
Lineage: Eukaryota; Metazoa; Chordata; Aves; Passeriformes; Sturnidae
Gene: VPS4B
Product: vacuolar protein sorting 4 homolog B
Biological process (GO): endosomal transport; vacuole organization
Molecular function (GO): ATP hydrolysis activity; ATP binding
Source: RefSeq, a predicted model, not a curated record